Messenger RNA from Plasmodium reichenowi, 12900 nucleotides. RefSeq lists its product as hypothetical. Gene Ontology annotation, biological process: endonucleolytic cleavage to generate mature 5'-end of SSU-rRNA from (SSU-rRNA, 5.8S rRNA, LSU-rRNA); endonucleolytic cleavage in 5'-ETS of tricistronic rRNA transcript (SSU-rRNA, 5.8S rRNA, LSU-rRNA). Gene Ontology annotation, cellular component: 90S preribosome; nucleolus. NCBI's taxonomy places the organism in Eukaryota, Apicomplexa, Aconoidasida, Haemosporida, Plasmodiidae. The record is from RefSeq and is a predicted model, not a curated record. The transcript is spliced from 2 exons. Gene Ontology annotation, molecular function: protein binding; U3 snoRNA binding. The coding region runs from base 1 to 12900 and encodes 4299 amino acids.
AUGAAGAACAUGAGAAAUGAUCGUCUAUCCGGUACUCCUUGGGAUAAUGUAAAAACGUUAAAAAAUUGUCAAGUAGAUUUAUUAUGUUCUUAUGAUUUACACAAAGGAGUAGAACAUAAACUAAUAUCAUUCGCUUUAAAUUUAUUGUGCGUAAGUAAAAAGUAUGAACUAAUAUUUAUUAGCUACGGUCAAUAUAUUUAUGUUUAUGAAAUGAAUAAGUUUAUAAAUAAUAGUCAUUUUUUUAUGGAUAAAAAUGAAAAUAAUAAAUAUAAAUUUCAAUAUUAUUUUAAUAAUGAAGAAAUUAAAAAAAAUAAUUCCGUUUUUAAAAAUAUGAAUAAAAUAUCAUAUAUAUAUGAAGAAUUGAAAAAAGAAUUUUACUUAAAAAAGAUGAAUAUACCAUGUCCUUCUUUAAUACUUUCUCCACAUUUAUAUUCUAAAGGAUAUGUUAAUAUAAAAUGUGAAGAAAAUGAAGCAAUGAAUAAAAGUAUAUUAAUUUCAGUUGGAUGGUCAGAAGAUACUAAUGUAUAUUAUGUCGAAAAAAUUGUUGAAUCUAUUAAUACAAAACAGAAAAUAAAAAAUGUUUUGGAAAAUAAUAUAUAUGAUUUUUUUCAAAAAUAUGAAAAUAUUUAUAAUGACGAAUAUAUUACAUCUCCCCUUUUUUCCAAUAUUUCCAAGGAUCCGUAUUAUUUUUUAAAAAAGUUAAAAAUUGACGAACACCAUUUUCUACUUAAUAUUUUAUAUAAUUAUAAUAAUAAUAAUAAUAAUAAUAAUAAUAAUAAUAAUUAUAAUUAUAAUAAUGAUAGUAUUAUUCAACCAUAUAAUAAUCAUUAUUUGAAUUCUAAGUCGAAGAAUAAGUUAGACACACUUAUGUGUAACCCCUUUAUCAUAAAUGAAGAAUAUUUAGCUAAUUACUCCAACGAUAUUGUUGAUAUGAUUAAAUUUUCAAAAAUUAGUAACUAUUUUGAUUAUUCAAAAAAUAAAAUUAAAGAAAAGAGGAAUAUGCUAUUUUAUAAAUAUCAUGAAAAUAGGAAAAGGAAAGCCUUAUCCUUAGUAUCUAAAGAAAAGAAAAAAAAGAAGAAGAAAAAAAAAAAAUUAGACAAUUCUAAUGAUAAAAUAGAUCAAAUUAUAAAUGUUGAAACAAUUAAUAAUUUUCCUAAUAAUAUAGAACAUACUGAUCAAAAUAAUAAAAUAUAUGAUAUUCAUGACGGUGAUAUUAUGGAUCCAAAUAGUGAUGACGACAUUAUUAAUCACAUACAAAAUGAUAUUGUUAAUAAUGACCAUCUUGGUGAUGGUAAUAUGAACCAUGUUAAUAACUCCAAUGAGCGAAAAAAGAAAAAAAAAGUAAACAUUAUGGAAAAUCAUACAUAUAAUGAGAAAGAAAAGAAGCGACAAAAAAUUGAUAUUUUAAAAAUAAAAAAAAACAACAUGUAUAAUGAAGAUAUUUCUAAAACCAGUCACACGAGUGUACUGAAAAUGGAAAACGAUAAAAUGUAUAAUGGAAUGGAUGAAACCCAUAGGGAAAAAAAAAAAGAAAAAUGUAUAAAGAGAAAAAAACAAAAAUGCAAGUUUAGGAUUAGUGAUAUUUAUAGUAGUCUUGAGAGUGAAGAGGAGGAAUUAGAAGAAGAAUUGAGAGAUGAAGAAAAACAUGAUGAAAAACAUAAUGAAAAUAAAAAUAAUGAUAAAAAUAAUAUAUCAUGUAAGGAUUUGAAAAACUCAAAAAUGAAGAAAAGGAAAAAAAUAAGAAUUAAAAGAAAUUACAAAAGUACAUAUAAAAAACUACAUUGUAACAAUUAUUUAGAUUAUGGUGAAAAAGAAAUAGACCAAUUAGAUUUUUAUAAUAAACUUCGUAAGAAGGUUUAUAUAGGAUAUAAUUUAAGAAAUAAUUUAGAACUAAAUGAAAAAAAUGAUUAUAUAAAUACAUUCAGAAUGAAAAAUCAUUUUAUAAAUGAAUAUAUGAAAUCAUCUUCGGAUGAUGAAAUAAAUGAUAAUAAUAUUAAUGAAGAGAAUUUUUCAUUAAAUUUAAAUGAUACUAAUAUGGAUAUGAUUGAUAGGAAAGAGGAGAAGAAUAGGUUCUAUACUCGAGAUUAUUCUUCUAGCGAUACUUCAAAUUAUUAUCCUAUCCAUAGUCAUGAUGAUAAUUACUAUGAUAGUUAUCACAACGUUAAUACUUAUAAUCUUCAUCGUAAAAAGUAUCAUUAUAAGCCAUUUGAAAAUAUAAAAAAAUUUAAAAACAAAAAUCCAUAUUUUUAUCCUCAAAGAAAGUAUGAAAUACAUGUUAAAGAAUAUAAAGGUAAGAAUAAAAAAAGACAACUAAAACGUUUAAAUAAAAAUAUAAAAAAUUAUAUGUUAUAUACAAAACAACUUAAUAAAUUAAAAGAAGAGAGAAAAGCAUUUAUUAAUUUCUGUAAAUCAUAUAUAAAAAAUAAAUAUUAUAAUGAUUAUAGUAGACGAUUAGAAACUUUUUUGGAUCCAUAUAAUAAAAUAAAGUAUCAUAAUAUAUGGAAAGGUUUUAAUAUCUUUACAUUUAAUUUAUUUAAUGUUGAUUAUAAUGAUAAAAUUUUGAAAUCCGUACAAAUAUAUAUACAACCAGAUAUUGUAUUUAAUAAUAAAAUGUAUAUAAAAUCAGAUACUUCUACAUGGGCCAUAUCAUUUAAUUUCAAAAAAAAUUUACUAGCCAUUGGAUCAAAUACGCAUAAUAUACAUAUAUAUAAUUUGAACAAUUUUUAUUAUUUUAGAAAAAGAUAUGAUUAUGAUGAAGCAAUAGAUUAUUUUAGAAAUAUGUUUAUACAUAAUAAUAUAAGAGUAGGAGAACUCUUUGAAAACGACAAAGGUUGUGCAUUUUUAUAUGAAGAUAUAUAUUAUAGAAAUGUUUCUCAAAAUAAUUCACCUAAUGAUAAUAAUAGAGUACAGGAUUAUAAUGAAAAAGAACAAAAUAUAUUACAUGAAUAUAUUGAAACGAAAGAAAACAAAAUGAAAAAUAAAAAUUUAUCUCAUGACUGUAGAAAAGGAAAGAAAUCUGUAUUACCAGCAGAUAAUAUAAUAAGUAAUAUUCUUAUAAGAAAAACUACAAUUCCUGUUGAUUUAUCACUUUUUUUUAUUUUUAGAAAAGAAUAUUUGAAAUCUGUACUUAUAACAAUAUCACAAAAUUUUCCAGUAGAUUCUCUGCUCUUAAUUUUAAAACAAGCAUACAUAGGAAAGGAAUUUUAUAACAUACAAUGGGAUAUAUAUUAUAAUAUGAAGAAAUUUAUGUUGAAAAUUAAAAAGAUGUAUUCUAACAUAUUUCUUAGAAGAUGUAAUGUUCCUUUAAAUUUAUUUCAUAGUAAUACACUACAAGUAAAUUCUCAUAAUUUGCUAAAAAAUGGGUAUAUAAAAUCUUUAUAUCAAUAUUUUCUUUUGUAUUCCCAUUAUGAAGAUGCGUAUAAUAAAUAUAAUAUUACAAACGAACAGAUAAAAAAAGGAAAAAAGAACAAUAUAAGAAAAAAAAAAUUGAAAACCUUAUUAAACACAUAUCAUGGUAUGAAUAAAAAUUCAUUGAAUGUUAUAUGUAAGAAAUAUGAUAAUCUUCGUAUGUAUGCUGAACAUGCAAAGGAUUUUUUAUCACAAUAUAUAUAUAAUAAUAAAAGCAAGAAUGAUAAUGAAUUAAUUUUAUUUAAUGAUGAUUUAUUUAUACAAAAUAGUAGUGAUGAAGAAAUUAUGAAUGAUAACAAUAUAAUAUAUACAAAAUAUAAAAAUUAUAGUUUAUUAAGAAUAGAAAAAUGUUAUGCAGACUAUGCAUUUUCUAAAUUAUGUCGUAUGAAUAAUAAUAAUAAUAAUAAUAUUAAUAAAGUUUCUUCUUUUUUUGAAAAAAAAUGUUUAUUUAGCCGCUCUUAUAUAUAUUGUUAUAGAAAAGCUAACAUCGUUUUAAAAAAAAUUUCUAAUUGUUUUAGAAAUUUUAUUAAAGCAAGACAUAAUAAUAAUUUUUCUUUUAAACAUCAAUUAUUUUCAAAUGAUGAUGCAAUAUUUAUAAUUCAAUUUGGAAACGAAAUAAAAAAGAAGAAAAAAAAGAAAGUAUGUAAAAUAUCGAGAAAUUAUAAACAGGCUCCCUUAAAAUAUAUCAAAGAAUUAAAAAGGGUAAUUAAAUAUAUACAAAUUAAUAAUAUGUCACCAAAUGAUUUACGUUUAUGUUCAAGAAAUUAUAUAAAUAUAAAUAAUAAUGAAAAAGAAUUUUACAAAAAUAAAAUAUUAGUAAUUUGUGAAUUAAGAGAUCAUAAUAAUAAUUUGUUAGAUAUUAUACAUUUAUCAAAUGGUUUGAAAGAAGAAUAUAGUGAUUUAUUAGAAGCGAAUGCAUCGUAUAAAUUAUUAAAUUAUCAGGGUUUUUCCCGUUCCAUUGAAUAUGAUGAUGAUAAUGUAGAUGAUGAUAAUGUAGAUGAUGAUAAUGUAGAUGAUGAUAAUGUAGAUGCUGAUAAUGGAGAUGCCGAUAAUGUAGAUGCUGAUAAUGGAGAUGCCGAUAAUGUAGAUGCUGAUAAUGUAGAUGUUGAUAAUGUAGAUGUUGAUAAUGGAGAUACCGAUAAUGCAAAUGUUGAUAAUGCAAAUGUUGAUAAUGUUGUAAAUGUUGAUAAUGUUGUAAAUGUUGAUAAUGUAGAUGUUAAUAAUGAAGGUGAUAAUAAUAUUAGUGUUAAUAAUGUUGAUGCUCUUUAUAAUAUUGGUGUUCAUGAUGAUGACGAUGAUGAUGACGAUGAUGAUGAUGAUGACGAUGAUGAUGACGAUUAUGAUGAUGACGACUAUGAUGAUGACGACGAUGAUGAUGAUGACGAUGAUAAUUACAAACGAAAAAAUAAUUUCCGAAUAUUUAAAAGAAGGUACUUAAAUAAAAACAAUUAUCUUUUAGAAAAAAAAAGAAAGGAACUAACAAGUACGAGUUUAAUGAAGGAAAAUCAUCUAAGUGGAAUUAUAAAUAAUACUAUAGAUAUGGAAAUGAAUUAUAUGACAUAUUAUAAAGGACAUAUGAAUAAAUUAAAAAAAGAUAAAAGGAGAAGUAAUAAGGAUAUAUUUGUAAGAAACUAUAACACAUCAUAUGAUAUUAAUGAUGAAUCUUUCUCUUAUUCAUCCUUAUCAUGUUCUUCAUCAUCAUUUUCUUAUGAUGAUAACAAUAUGAUGGAUAAUAAUUUACCUUAUAAAACAAAUUAUUCAUUUGUCAAUAUCCCUAUUGCUCAUGGAGUACCAUAUACUAAUACACCAUUAAAUAAUAGUUCUUUACAAAGACAUAAUACAAUUUUAAGAAAUCGAAUAAAUUCUAGUAUGGAAAAUAGUAGUAAUAAUAAUAAUAAUAAUAAUACUAUACCUAGUACUCAACAUUUUAGACUUUUCAUUAAUAAUCCUUUAUCAAACAAUUUAACUGCUGUAGAAAGUAAUGUACCUAAUCGUAGAAGUAAUAGUGUAGGCCAUAAUUUGUAUACAUAUAUAAAUAAUAUGUUAUAUAAUCCUAAUAAUACCUUGAAUUUUAAUAGAGAUAUGAAUGUAGUUAAUAUGAUGGGACGUACCUGUGACAUAAGUCGUAUAGGAAAUACAAGAAAUACGAAUGCUCAGAAUUAUCAAAAUAAUAUGGAUAAUAGCAAUGCCGAUUGUAAUAAUGAAAACCAGACCAUGAAUGAACAAAAUGAAGGAUAUUAUUUAAAUGUUGAAGUUAUUCCUGGAUCAAUGCCCUUACAAGAUAAUGUUCAAAAUGGUCAAGAUGUAAAUGUUCAAAAUGGUCAAGAUGUAAAUGUUCAAAAUGGUCAAGAUGUAAAUGUUCAAAAUGGUCAAGAUGUAAAUGUUCAAAAUGGUCAAGAUGUAAAUGUUCAAAAUGGUCAAGAUGUAAAUGUUCAAAAUGGUCAAGAUGUAAAUGAUCAAAAUAACAAAGAUUUAAAUGAUCAAAAUAAUAAAGAUAUAAAUGAUCAAAAUGAUAAAGAUGUAAAUGAUCAAAAUAAUAAAGAUAUAAAUGAUCAAAAUGAACUUCAUGCCAAUGUUGUAAGUUCAAAUGCUCAAAACACCAAUACUGAUAAUUCAAAUAAUAAUAUUAUUAAUGACCUUAUAAAUAUAAGACACACAAAUGAACAAAAUAAUGUUAACAAUAUGAACCAAAAUAAUAAUAAUAAUAAUUCGGAUAAUAUAAAUAUGAUUAGUAAUAUUAGUAAUGAGAUGCGAAAUGUUCCUAAUACCAAUCGUCAACCUUUAGAUAUUGAAUACCGAUUUUUAGAUAUGAUAUAUAAUAAUAUUUUAAAUUCAAGGAAUGAACGAAGAAAUAUAACUACUUCCUUAAAUACAAGAAAUACACCGUUUAAUAGAAAUAAUGUUAUUAUAGCACGAAGAAAUAAUUUAUCAAAUAUUCCAACGCAGGAUAUAUCAGAAGACAUGAUACGUAAUAUGAUAGCGAUUAGCAUUGGAAAUAUGGAUAUAUUAAAUGAAAAAAAAACCUUAAAUAAUUUUGAAAAAGGAAUUGCUAAAAAUUCCAAUUCAAAAAUUAAUAAAAAAAGAAUGAUAUUUAAUUUAAUUCCUUUGAAUUGGAAAAAUGUUUGUACAAAAAAGAAAUACAAUGUUAAGAUUAAAUAUAUUUAUACCUUGUCUGAAUGUGCCGAUAAAAUAUUACAGAAGUAUAAAAAGAAUGAUCAACUGGAUUUGGAUUUUGUUGUUAUAUGUGAGGGGUUAUAUGAACAAAGUAUGCAAAAUACACAAAAGGGAAAUGAAAAUAAGAUACAAGAUGAUAUAAGAGGAGAGAAUAAAAUAGAAAAUGAUGAAAUGAAAGACCACAAAAAAGAUUAUAAUAUAAUAGAAAAUGAUGAAAUGAAAGACCACAAAAUAGAUGAUAAUAUAAAAAAAAAUGAUGAAUUGAAAGACCACAAAAUAGAUGAUAAUAUAAAACAAAAUGAUGAAUUGAAAGACCACAAAAUAGAUGAUAAUAUAAAACAAAAUGAUGAAAUGAAAGACCACAAUAUAGAUGAUAAUAUAAAACAAAAUGAUGAAAUGAAAGACCACAAUAUAGAUGAUAAUAUAAACGAAAAUGAUAAUAUCAAAGAAGAACAAAAUUUAGAACCUCAAAGAACACUUAUAAAAAUUAAUAAAGAAGAUGAUAUAAAGGAUGAUAAAAAAAAAAAUGAAGAAUUUCAACAAAAUAUAGAAGAAUAUUUUUGUAGCAAAAAUAAUGAAUCAUCCGAGAAUAAUUUAAAUAAUUCAUAUGCAUGUUCCAUGGAACUAAAUAAUAAUAAGACAAAUGAUAAUAAUUGUAUAUAUGAUGAAAAUAUUAGAUAUAAUGAAACGGAAAAGGAAAAUAUAAAAAAUACCAUACCAGGAAAAGAGAACCAAAUAAAUACAAUAAUGUUAGAUAAAGAAUAUAAUAAUAGUAUAAUUGAGAAUAAGGAAAAUAUUUCAUCUAAAUCUAGUACAUAUGAUAUGUAUGAUUCUUAUUCUAUUUCUUCAAAUGGUUCUUCUGACAGUAAUUUGUCUAGUGAUAUGAAUGAAUUUAAUUUUUUUUCAUCGAGUGAAGAAUGUUCGGAAUGUGAAUAUAAUACUUUGUGCUUACAUAAUAGUAGUAAUAUAAAUUCCUAUUCAGUAUAUAAAUUUUUAAAAAAGGAUAAUUCUAUAUUGUUUGUUAAUAAUUGUAAUGUAAAGAUUAAAGGAGGUGAAGGAAUUAUAAAAGAAUACCGUUUAAAAGGGUAUAAGGGGAAUAAAAAUAUUAACAUAAAAAAUAUGCAUUCUCGUAAUAAAAAUAAAAAAUAUAAUAGAAAAACUAAACUUAUACCUUUAAAAAUAAAUGAUAUGAAAUACAAAUAUAUAGUAAAUGAAAGUAAUGAUAUAUUUAUUUCUGAACCUGUUUUUAGUAUAAAAUCGAAAUAUCUUGAAAAAAUUUUAUUACAAGAAGGUUAUUACAAAUUUGAAGAAAAUGAAAUGAAUGAAAUUAAAUAUGUAAAUGAAAGAAUAACCAAAGGAGAUACAUAUAUAAAUACCAAAGAUAUAAUAACUUCAUUUAAUUCGGACGAAAAAAAGGAUCAAAACAUUUAUUGUAGUAAUAUGAAAUAUAAUGAAGGAAAGAAUAAUAUUAAUGAGAAUACAAAUGAGAAUGUUAAUUCAUGUAAUAGUCUUGUUAAUAUGAAAAAUUUUGGAGAUGAAAAAAAAGAAAUGAUUGAUAUAAGUGUAUUACCAAAAAAAAUAUUCAAUUAUAAUAUAAGUGCAUUUAUACAAUAUAUGAGUAAGAAAGUAUGCAAUUAUUUAUUUGAUGAACAUCAUUUGAAAUAUUUUAAUAAUGUUAGUAAAAAGAAACGAAAUUUCUUUAUAGAUAACGUAUAUAAAAAGAAAAAUAUAUAUGAAGGUACCAAAUGGAAUAGUGAUAUUUAUUGGACAUUAUCAAAUGUGAGUUUUUAUACAGCUGAUUGGUAUGAUAUAUUGUAUAGAUUAUUUUUUGAUGCAUCCUCUAGAUUUUAUGAAAUGUUAUUAAAACAUCAUACUCAUAAUAUUCCUUGUAUUAAAUUUUCUCCUGAUGAUAAUUUCUUGUUAUCUUGUUCGGUUGAUAAAAGUAUAAGUUUAUGGUAUCCUAAUAAUGUGAAGAAUGAUAAACUAGAAAAUAAUUAUAAUAUUUAUGAUAAUUUGUUUCCAUAUUAUAAAAAUGAAAAAAAAAAAAAUUCUAAAAAAAUGACAAAACAUAAUAAAACUUCCUCUUCUUAUAAUGAUAACUUUAAUCAUAUUUUUCAACUAUUAGAUGGUUCAUAUGAAACUUAUGAUAUUUUUAUGGAUGAUAAUAAUUUGAUGUGUAAUAACAUAAUCGAAAUGAAUAUAAACAAAAACAUAGUGAAGGUGAAAAAUCAAAUGAAAAAGAAAAAGAAAUGUAGUUUUGAAAAAUUAUAUAACGAAACCAAAAGGUGGUAUAUAAAUAAAGAGAAAGAAUUAGUUGAACAGAAAAGAAGUAAUAUAUUAUGUAAACAACAAUUAAAACAUAUGGGUUGGAGUGGAGAUUUUAUUAUAAAAAAGAAUGUUAAAAAAAUGGAUUUCUUUGUAGAUAUAUUUUUUAAUACUCCUUCAAACAUAUAUAAAGAUAAUUUUAUUUGUUCACAAUAUUUUCCUUACACGAAUAAACCUUUAAAUAACUUUUUAAACAUUUUUGAAAAAUAUUCAUUAUUUGAACUCUUUAAAUUAUCCUUUUUGAAUAUCCAAAGAAAAGAUCAAAAAAUUGGGAACAUACCAUAUAAUACAAACAUUAGUAACUUGGUCAAUUAUCUUUUAAAAAUGAAUAGUAAAAAGUUGAAGUAUAUGAAAGAAAACAAUAUUGAUAAUAUCGUAAAUCUCUUAACUGAAGGAGAGUUGUGUAUUAAUAGAAAAAAUAAAGCAAAUAAUGAAAAGGUAGGGGGAAAAGAUUAUAUGAAUAAUGAACACAAAGAAGAAAGAAGGAAGGAUAAAAGGAAAAUCUUAAAACGGAUUUAUGUAGCUAUGAAAUACGCGUGUAGACAUAUGUUAAAAAAAUAUCUUUUAUUUAAACCUAAUAAUUAUAAAGAAAAAAAUUAUAAUACAAAAAAAAAUAUGAUAUCAUCAGAAGAAAUAUUUUUAAAUAAUAAUAAGGUACCCUUAUUAACAGAUUAUGAUUUUAAUUUUUCGAGUGAUACUGAUGAUGAACAUAUAUGUUAUAAAAAAAAAAAUAAAAGCAAAGAUAUUAAUAAUAAUAAAUUACCAGAUUCAUUUACCUAUGAACACAACGAUUUAAAAAAAAAAUUUCAUAAUUUACAUUAUCAACAAAAUAUCUCAGAUGAAGAAAAGAGUUCUUCUUCAAAUGAUGAAUUUUCCUCAUCAUCUUUUCAUUAUAUAAGUAGUAGUACGAGAACAUAUAGGGAAGGUAAAAAUCUUAGUAAAGAUAUAAACGAAUCUGAUGAAGAAUAUAUAAAAAAGAAAAAAAUUAAAGAAUCCUUAUUUUAUAAAUAUAUAAAUAAAAUAAGACGUGAAUUUAAUUCAAAUUAUGUAUUAUAUAGAAAUGAAAAAAAUGUUAUGUUAAAAAAUAAAUGGAUGUACUUUUUACAAAAAUUAUUAAAUCAAUAUGUACACAUGAAAUGUUUUAAAAAGGUUUAUGCACAUAUUAAAAAUAAAUUAUUACUAAAUGCUAUAAGGAAAUAUAAAAAACACAAUAGUCAUAAGUUGUAUUUUAAUUUUCAUGUAACUACAAAUUAUAAGGAAUCCAAAAUAUUAAAGGAAGUACUUAAAAAUUAUUCAACAUAUUUUGAUAAAACGAAGAAAACAAAAAUUGACAAUAAUAAAAAUGAUUAUAACAUGGUUAACAAAAAAUUCAAGUCCUAUUUAAGGUUAAUAAAAAAAGAAAAACUUUUUAAAAAAAAAGCACGAGGAGAACAAAAAUUAAAUAAUCAAAAUGUAUUUGAACGAUUAUGUGAACAUAUUAAUAAUAAUAAUAAUAAUAAUAAUAGUAAUAGUAAGAGUAAUAAUUGUGAUAAUAAUAAUUAUUGCUAUAAUGAUGAUAGAGGAUAUACCCUUAUAUUAAAAAAUAAUGUUUCAAAUUUUCACAAUAUUAUACAUAAUAUAAUAAAUAUAUCAAAUCAUAAUAAAAUAAUUAAACAUUGUAAAUAUUUAAAAAAAUACCAUCGACAUGAUAAUAAUCAAAAUAUUCGUUUAUGCAAGAAAAAAAAUUCAAAAAAUCAUGAAAACAACCAUAUGGAAGAAUAUAAUUUGUAUAGAGAAAAAUUAUGUACUGAUCAUGAAAAAAAAAAAAAAAAUAAUAAUACAUUUAAUAAUAUGUUCAAUGAUUUCAAUAAGGAUAUAAGAAAGGGUAUUACCUUUUAUUCAACAUCAGAUUCAUUAAAUUCUGAUAUAAAUGAGUUUUCGUAUAAAGGAAAAGUAAAAAGAAUGAUUAAAAGAAAAAAGAAAAUAAAAAAAUUAUAUGUAUCAUUAUCAUCAAAAAAAGAAAAAACAAAUUUGUAUAAUAAUAAUAAUAAUAAUAAUAUGGAAGACACGUUUAUGAUUAAAAAAGAUAAUAUUUAUAUUGGUAAGAAAAAGAUAGGGGAUAAUAAUCAUUCAUAUAGAAAUGUAACAUUACAUAAACAUGAUGAAAAAAAUAAUAAUAUUAAUUAUAAUAGAUUCCAUUCUUUUAAUAAUGUAAGAUGCUUGAAAAAGGAAAAUAUUAAAGAAAAUAUUUUAAUGAAAGAAAAUAAAAAAUUUAACAUAUGUUUCUUAAAUUUAAAUAAAGGUAAUUAUCAAAUUAAUUAUUUUUCCAAUAUUGGUAUAAUGAAAAAAUUUUAUAAAUUUUGUGGUAAAGGAUUAAUUCUGGUGAAUGUACAAUAUAUAAAAAAUGAUACUGAAAAAGGAAAAAAAGAAAAUAUACAUAUUAAAAAUAAUAUAAAGAAUCUUAAUGUAAAAGAAAAUGUAGAUGUUUUGAAUAAAAGACAUAAAAAAAAUAUCAUUUUUCAAACAGACAUAUAUAUAUGUAGUACAUAUAAGGGUAAUAAAAAUAUAAAAAAAAAGAAAUCCAGAACUAUCAUUUUUAUAAUAAAAGUGAAAGUAGAAGAACUAAAAAUAUACUUAUGGAGAAAGAAAAUAUUUGAAGAGAAAUAUAUCCAUAAUUCUUUUUAUAUUCAUGCGAAAGUUGUACAAAUAAUUUAUUUCCUUACCUUACAAAAUUGUAAAAUAUAUUCAUCACACAAUAAUAUUAAUAAUAAUAAUAAUAAUAAUAAUAAUAAUAAUAAUAAUAAUAACAAUAAUAAUAAUAAAAAGAAUCAAACAGAAAUUCUUAAUAUUCAUAACUACAAUGUUAAUUAUAAUAUGGAUUACUCAAAUAUUGAUGAAAAGAGCAAACAAAAAUUACUUAAAUAUUAUUUAUCAAAUGACGAAUAUAUGUUUUUUCAAUUUUUAACAUCAAAUCUGUUCGAAAAAAAUAAUAGGCAUAAAAAUAUAAAGCCAAAAGAAAUAUAUAAAAACAUAAUAAAAAUCAGAAAUUAUAUAUUUAAUGUAAAGGAAGAUGAUAAAUAUGAACAAUAUAUGAAUCUAUUAUCAACCUGUGAUGAAACAAAUACAGAAAUUUUUAAAGAUCUAUAUAAUCAAUGUAGAAAUAAUAAAUAUCAAAAUAUAUCUUUUAAUAUAUUCUUUUCAUUGUUAUCAAAUUAUAAAAAAAAUAUACUUAUGCUUAAUAUAUCUACUUUAAGAUUUUUAUAUUCACAUAUGAAAAGUGAAUAUACCAUUAAUACGAAUCAAGAAAAAAAAUCCCAAAAGAAAAAAAAAAGUUCCAAAAAAAAAAAAAAACACAAAAAAAACAUAUGUUGUAUAAAUAAAGAUAAUUAUAUUUAUAAUAACAUUAUAAAUAAAGAACAAAAAAAAGAAUUGAAUAAAUAUUUAAUAAUAUCUGCAGAUAAAUGCAACAUAUAUCUAUUGAAAUUUAAAUUUACAAAAAUCACUAGGAAUUUAUUUACUACCAAAUUUCUUCCUUUAUCUAUUCAGAAAAUACCAAAAGAAGAAUAUGAAACUUUUAAACAAGCAUUUGCAACAUCCCGUAUUAGUUUGUUAAAAAUUAUAUAUGAAAGAUCAUGUAUAAUACUGGCCAAUCAAUAUAGUAAUAAAAUAUUUAUUUAUUUUGUGCAAAAAUGUAUGUAUACAAAUACGUACUUUUUAAUACCAUAUUUUAUUCUUCCAUUAUAUACUUUGUCUAUAGGGAAAAAACUUACUCCGAAUUUUAAUAGGGAUAAAUUAAAUUGUCAUAAGAAAUAUAUAAUAAAUAACGUAAAUUAUAAUUUGAAAAGAUUAUUAGAUGGUAAAUCAUUAGAAGAAUCGAAAGAUAAUGAUUUUUUUAUUGCAGGGCUUGAUGUCAUUUAUGUUAAUAAAAGGGAUAAUACAUUUGAAUUGACGGUUUAUGUACUUUUAUUAAGUAACAUUAUUUUUUGUUACAAAGUAAAUUUUGAAUAUUACUAA